This is a messenger RNA of Ochotona curzoniae (black-lipped pika), 1142 nucleotides long. It is a transcript of the gene FAM78B, whose product is annotated as family with sequence similarity 78 member B. Bases 137 to 922 code for a protein of 261 amino acids. Lineage: Eukaryota; Metazoa; Chordata; Mammalia; Lagomorpha; Ochotonidae. The transcript has 2 exons. The record is from RefSeq and is a predicted model, not a curated record.
CUGAGCCGGACCGCGAGCGAACGAGCAAGCGGCGCGGCACGGCGCCAUGCCGGCCUGACGGGCGCCCCCCGGCUGCCCGCGCGGGCCCCCGCGCUGCCCCGCGCCGCGUCGCUCCGCGCCGGCGCCGGGCGGCAGGAUGGGCUGUAUCCAGAGCAUCACCUGCAAAGCGCGGAUCCGGCGCGAGAACAUCGUGGUGUAUGAUGUGUGCGCCACCAUCGACCAGUGCCCCACGCGCAUCGAGGAGACCUCGCCCAUCGUCCUGCGCUACAAGACCCCCUACUUCAAAGCCUCGGCCCGCGUGGUCAUGCCCCCCAUCCCCCGCCACGAGACCUGGGUGGUGGGCUGGAUCCAGGCGUGCAACCAGAUGGAGUUCUUCAACACCUACAGCGACCUGGGCAUGUCAAGCUGGGAACUGCCUGACUUGAGGGAAGGACGAGUGAAAGCCAUCAGUGACUCAGAUGGGGUGAGCUACCCUUGGUAUGGGAACACCACAGAAACUGUGACCCUGGCCGGCCCCACCAAUAAGAUCUCCAGGUUCUCCGUCAGCAUGAAUGACAACUUCUACCCAAGUGUGACAUGGGCAGUGCCCGUGAGUGACAGCAAUGUGCCACUGCUCACAAGAAUCAAGAGGGACCAAAGUUUCACUACCUGGCUGGUGGCCAUGAACACCACAACAAAGGAGAAGAUCAUUCUGCAGACCAUCAAGUGGAGGAUGAGGGUGGACAUUGAGGUGGACCCUCUUCAGCUCUUGGGACAACGGGCCCGCCUGGUGGGCAGGACUCAGCAGGAGCAGCCCCGGAUCCUGAGCCGGAUGGAACCCAUCCCCCCUAAUGCACUAGUGAAGCCCAAUGCCAACGAUGCCCAGGUCCUCAUGUGGAGGCCCAAGCGGGGGCCACCUCUGGUUGUGAUCCCUCCUAAGUAGAAGUGGACUGGCCUAACUGUGUGUGGAGCACAUGCUGCUGAGACACGCAGUGAGGUUGCCAGGAGUGGCAGGAGCCAAACUGAGUUUCUGAGCCAAAGCAGACCUCCCGGUUUGCCAGCCUUUGCAGCACCUGUGAAGAGUAGGGCUGCUCCUUGGGUGGUAGAACCAUAAUCCUUAGGAAAAGUCCCUUCCUUUUUGGAAUAAAGGAAUCACUGAUUUG